UUUAAAAGACUUUGUAUUUUCCGUACAAAUUAAUUAUGUUGGGGACAUUGAAUGAUUCAGUAUUGUAUAGAGAUGUUGCAUUGUUUCCUUGUUAAGUGUAAUUGUGGAACUUUAUGAAGACCUUGUAGUUAGUUUAUAUAUAUCAGAGGUUGGUUAAAAAUGAACCAGUGUAUUUUGCGUUGUUCGGUUAUCAACGUUUAUAAGGUCUUGUGUACAACAUAAUUUUUCAUUUUUUUCGAGAUAGUCAACAAAUCAUUCAUGUCUGAUUGGCGAAGUAUACCUUCUGAAAAUAAGCAUAGAGAAUUUCUUGAGAAAUUCAGUUCUAAUUUAAUUGAUUUUGCGUUUAAAAGCGUAUCUCGAAAUAAUCCUGUCUCAAGAUGGAGAGAUGCAAAUUAUUUGCAAGAAAUUUUAAAUUUUGAUUUGUUAGAAGAACCAAAAUCACAAAAUGAUUUAUUAUUGGCAGCAAAUAAGAUCUUGAAAUAUAGCGUUAAAACUGGCCAUCCAUAUUUUAUGAAUCAACUCUUCUCUGGAUUAGAUCCUUAUGGCUUGGCAGGACAAUGGUUGACUGAUAUCCUAAAUGCUUCAGUAUACACAUACGAAGUAGCACCUGUACUAACUUUAAUGGAGAAAACCUUGAUUAAAAAAUUAUUGUCUAUGUUUUAUAAAAAUGAUAAUGGAUCUGAAUUGGGUGAUGGAUUGUUUUGUCCAGGUGGAUCUUUUGCGAAUGGAACGGCUAUUAAUUUGGGACGAUUUUCUUUUAGAUGUGAAAACAAGGAUUUGAUGGAAAAGCCAAUUCUCUUUGCCUCGGAAGAUGCUCACUAUUCAGUAUCAAAAUGGGCAAACGUUUGCAAUGUAAAUGUCGUUUUUGUGAAAACGGAUGAUUUAGGUCGAAUGAGCGUAGAUGAUUUGAAGACUUCUAUUCGACAAGAACAAGAAAAAGGCAGUUCUUUGUUUAUGGUCUUCGCCACUGCUGGAACGACAGUAUUAGGAGCUUUCGAUCCAUUGAUCGAAAUAGCAGAUAUUUGUCAGGAUUUAAAAAUGUGGUUGCACGUCGAUGCAGCCUGGGGUGGUGGCUUAAUAUUCAGUAAAAAGCACAGUGGUCUUUUAAGAGGAAUAGAAAGAGCUGAUUCUAUUUUAUUUAAUCCUCACAAGUUACUUGCUGUUCCACAACAGUGUUCCUUACUUUUGACAAAGCAUAAUGAUAUUCUGACUAAAGCACAUUCUAAGGGAGCUACUUAUUUGUUUCAAAAGGAUAAAUUUUACUCUGCAGAGUUAGACCCUGGGGACAAGUAUCUACAAUGUGGGCGCAGAGCAGAUGUUUUGAAAUUUUGGUUUAUGUGGCAGGCUAAGGGAUCAUUGGGCUUUGAAAAACACAUUGAUCAUCUAAUGUCACUGUCAGCUUAUUUUAAAGACGAAAUUGAGAAAAAAGAAAACUUUGAGCUAGUAACACAGCCAUGUUUUAUCAAUGUGUGUUUUUGGUUCAUUCCUUCGCACUUGAAAGACAAGCAUUCUAUAUGUAAUUACGAGAAAGAAUUGAAUAAGGUAGCUCCUAAGUUGAAGGGGAAAAUGGUAAAAAGAGGUAGUUUAAUGAUCAACUAUCAACCAUUACGCGAGAAACCAAAUUUCUUUCGAUUCGUAGUACAAAAUUCUGGAACAGAUAUGCAAGAUAUUAAUUACGUAUUAGAAGAGCUCGAAAAUCUUGGGGAGUCCUUAUGAAUUCCAAUAUGAGGUCAUAUAUAUUUAGAUAUUUUAUAAUUAGCUUUUUUUUGAUUUUUUCUUUAUUAUAUGCACUUACUGCUUUUGGUAUAUACACUAGAUUUGAAAUAUAUUAUAGAAACACUUUCUUAAGUUAUCUUGAUAGAUAAUUCAAAGACAAAACUUUAUUACUUAUAUAUUUAUUCAUAUUCAUUUCAUAUUAUAUAUUUAUUCACAUAUAUAUAUGAUUAUGAUUCUGAAUCAGUCUUAUACGUCCUGCUAAUAGUACAUACAUUAAAUUCGUGAUACCAAGGUAAGAGGUCAUUUCGUGAUUGCGAUUGUCCUACAGCCCUAGAGGCCCCACAUCGUAUGCGAAUGAACCGACUAAUCCUGAUACGACUGACAGCACACAGGGAAGCCAUAUAUCCAUACUACUUUGCCUGUACUGAUUUUCCAUGACUGUACAACAUCAUGGUAGGUCUCUGAGUGCUCGUAGAAGGAGAUUGUGCCAAUAAGAAGUAACAUUUUUUCAUAUUCUUUUUUCUUUUCUGUUUUAUUCUUGUUUAAAAUAAUUUUUUCUAUUGCAAUAUAACUCGCUUCAAAAUAAUCAAUUCGCAAGACCCAUUUUUCAUAAUUGCAGUGAACUUCGUGAAUCGAUUUAAUUUACAAGAAACGAAAGAAUUCUUUUGGGUCAAUUAUUCAUUUCGAUAAACUUUGAUGAGUUCCGUUUUAAACGGAUUUUAUAAUAUUACUUUCAAUUAAUUGCUUCAUUUUUGUUGUUGGCACGAUUUAUUAAUGCAGUGAUGUACCAAUUAUAUAUAUAUGUAUAUAUAUUUGCGACCUCCUUUUUCGGACAAACGUUCUAUCCGAAUUUCUAAUAUUUUUUUUUAAAUAUAUUAAUAAAUUUAUUUAUAGUAAUAAUAUGAUUUUGUUCUUGUUGCAAGUAAAAUUCAUGAAAGUGUUGUUAUAUCUCAAAUAAUAUUUAUUUGAUUCUUUAUCAGAAUUUAAUUUAUGCCUAAUUGCUUAUUUUGACAUAGUUGUCUUUUUAUUUAAAACGACAUUAGAAUUAUUAGGACAAGUGAAAUAUUCGAAAGUCGAAUCUUUUUCGAUUUUCACAAACGAUGGAUUACUAAUUAUUUUUAAACUCAUACAAAUGCGCGUGAAUAAUUCGGUAAUUAUAAAUGUUAAAGAUUAAAAGCAUUAUUUCUAGUAUGGGAAGUACGUGAUCAUUUAACGAAGAUGAAAUGGAAUACGUUGGCCUCGUUUAGAGAUUAAUUGUAUAUAAAACCUUGACACAAUUGCCAAUUAUAAGUAACCCUUAUGAUUUGCGUUAAAACAGAUGUUCCAAUUAAAUUAUCUAUCUCAUUAUACUACUUUUAAUUAUACAUUUAUUAUACGAUAAAGUUAAUUUAUGAAUAACAAGAAGUAGCAAAUAUUAUUAUAAGUCAUAUUUCCAAAGAUUGAUAAUACUGAUUUAACAUAGAAUAACAUUUUUUAAUGAAACAUUAUAUUAUCUUGGUCAAAAUUUAUAAAGGAUAAGCAAAUGUGUAAUUAAUAUUCAUAAUUUUCGGUUCAGUUAUUCGUUUGAUCGAAUUUUAUAAGCAAUCAAAAUAGAAUAAAAGAAAAUGAUACCUUAUCGAAUAUCGAACUAAAUCUAUAAUAAAAUAAUAAUAAUGAAAUAGAGUAGCGAUAGAAAGGAAAAGAAACAUUUCAAUUAAAAUCAUUUGGAAGUCGUGUAUAUCACAUGGCAUCGAACCAGUUUGUUACGCUCCUGAGCAUAAGCCUCUACUAGGGGUGCUUGCCCUAUAGAUGAACGUAAGUUGGACAGUAGUCUAGUGCCCUGAAAGACGGCGAUAACGUCGGCAUACGCGAAUAGAAAGUCAAAUAUUUCGUAUAAUAGUUUAAAUGUCAUCGGAUAUUUACAGACUUGAAACGCAAGAUGCGGAAAGUUUCCCGGCUUGCGGAUCGCAGGUGCGUCACUUAAAUAUAUUUUUUCUUUUGGUUUACCUCUAUCCUGUAAACCUGCGCACAUCGUCGACUUUCUAGAUCAUCGUUAAAUGAUCUCUUCAUCCGAAUUUUGUUUUUAGAUCAAAUUUCAGUAGCUUUGUUAACAUAUAACAAUAAUCUUUACUUUUACACGAGAAUUUUCGAUGAAUUUAAAGACCCAGUGUACUAAGAUUGGACGGCAUCGAUCGAUUGCAGUUAACUAAAACAGACGCAACCUCGAAUUUAAUCGUUCUGAAAUAAUUAUAAAUAGAUUUAAUAUGCGCGUUAAUUUGAUAUAUUAACAUUGAUUUAAGGACACAAGUAUUUUAAAUGACGAAUUUUGGGAUAAAACAUUGUCAUGAAUAAAAUAGUGAUGAUAUCCGUUUUUCGUAAUA
This is a messenger RNA of Polistes dominula (European paper wasp), 4076 nucleotides long. RefSeq names its product cysteine sulfinic acid decarboxylase. Gene Ontology annotation, cellular component: cytoplasm. NCBI's taxonomy places the organism in Eukaryota, Metazoa, Arthropoda, Insecta, Hymenoptera, Vespidae. The record is from RefSeq and is a predicted model, not a curated record. Gene Ontology annotation, biological process: carboxylic acid metabolic process. Gene Ontology annotation, molecular function: pyridoxal phosphate binding; carboxy-lyase activity.